AUGGCUGCCACCUUGACCAAGUUCUACACCAACCUGAACACGACGUCGAGCGAGACGCAAUGGAAGAAGAACUACCAAUGGUUGUCGAAGAAUGACCACAUAGCCGGCAUGGUGUCGACCACGGGAACAACGAAGCAGAGAAGUUGGCGAUGCCUUGGCGCUGGCACCACCCUCUCCCACGACACAGAAGAGAUGCUCCUUCGUUGGGUGCACGACAUGCGCAAAAACGGGGUCCCAGUCACGCAUGCAAUGCUUCAGCUCAUGACACUCGAAGCCGCCGUCGACGAGGGAUUCAGUGAAGGCGAGUUCAAGGCGGGAUGGCACUAG
Messenger RNA from Aphanomyces astaci, 327 nucleotides. RefSeq lists its product as hypothetical. Bases 1 to 327 code for a protein of 108 amino acids. The transcript has a single exon. The record is from RefSeq and is a predicted model, not a curated record. NCBI's taxonomy places the organism in Eukaryota, Oomycota, Saprolegniomycetes, Saprolegniales, Verrucalvaceae.